AUGGCGGCGGCCGCGGCGGGGGGUCUGAUCGGCAGGCUGGUCUCCACGCUGGAAAGCUACCGGGGGAGAGACCGAGUGAUUCGCACCCUCUGCUAUGGCUGCCAGCUGACCGGAGGGGCCCUGGCCAGGAGGGACCCUGCCAAGGCGCCCGUCGGACGCGGCCUCCUGGCCCUGGCAGCGCAGCUGAGCCACUGCCGGACCGUCUUGCGCCUUUUUGAUGACUUGGCCAUGCUGACCUACAGCUGCCAGUACGGGCUGGGGGCCAAAGAGAAUGACUUUACAGUGCGUUGGCUCUCCAUCCUUAACAACCUGGCCGACCAGCUCUACUACCCCUGUGAACACAUAGCUUGGGCUGCUGAUGCAGAGAUCAUCUAUGCCAACCCACAGAAGUGGUGGACACUCAGUACGGCGUUCUGGGGAGCCUCUCUGCUCCUGGGGAUUGCUCGAUCUCUGAGAAUCCUGGCCCAGCUCGAAAGAAAGCUGCAAACACAGUCCAGCAGCAGCAGUGGGCGGACAAGUCCCAAGGAGCUGAAGGCCCAAGCAAAGGCUGAAGUGCUGGCAAUCCUCAGCAACAUGGCUGACCUGGCCAAUGCCAUCCACUGGUUGCCUCCAGGAGUCCUCUGGGCUGGGAAGCUUCCUCAGUGGCUUGUCGGCCUUAUGGGGACAGUCUCAUCCCUCAUUGGGCUGUACCAAACCUACAUAAACAAUAACACUGGGGCAGUGUGAGAAGCAGACUCAGGCAGGGAGUCCAGCAGAAGUUCAAUUCAGGCUAUGAUCUCCCCAAGCACAGGGUUCUCCCAGGGGACAGGGCAGUUACUCCUUCCAGCUAAACACACAGUGCUCACGAGGACGGGACUGGUGGGCUGUAGGCAGGAAGCAGCACUAAGGACACCGGGAGAGAAGCCAAGUCCAGGUGAGGUGGACCUCCCCCCCCCCCAAAUUCUGGCAAACAGAGGCUUCCAGUUCCCCUCCAACUGGAGGCUCCAAGCUGGGGGAAACUCUACCGUUCAUUUGAGUGGCAGGAUUCUCCUCUGUGCAGAGGCUGACAGUUUUCCUUUUGAGAAGGAAGGAACGGGAGGAGCCAGCUGUUCAUCUCUGCACAGGUCCAGGGAAAGCUAGCCCAUAAUCUUCCUCCCAGCCUCUUCUUCCUCCCGUGGCUACUGUCUCCUGCUCAGGCCUUUGCCCCUACUCUACAUUCCUAUGGCUGUGGCCUUCCCCUAGGAUAGCAGCACCAGGUGAGCCACAUAGAGCUCCACUAGAACCAACACUGGACCUAGAGAUGGCCCCAGGGGGCUGCCAUCACUUCCACUGCCGAUCUCUGGCACCCAGGCAACAAACACAAUGAGGCCAUCACAGCAUGAAGCCAAACUACAAGCCAGAGAGGGAAACCCCACUGAGGAACACAAAACGAAUCCAAUACACUCAAAAUAGAAAUAAUUAUUGAGUAUAUG
Eublepharis macularius is the source of this 1451-nucleotide messenger RNA. It is a transcript of the gene PEX11G, whose product is annotated as peroxisomal biogenesis factor 11 gamma. Bases 1 to 726 code for a protein of 241 amino acids. Gene Ontology annotation, cellular component: peroxisomal membrane. The transcript has 5 exons. The record is from RefSeq and is a predicted model, not a curated record. Lineage: Eukaryota; Metazoa; Chordata; Lepidosauria; Squamata; Eublepharidae. Gene Ontology annotation, biological process: peroxisome fission.